Messenger RNA from Drosophila serrata, 1710 nucleotides. It is a transcript of the gene alrm, whose product is annotated as astrocytic leucine-rich repeat molecule. The record is from RefSeq and is a predicted model, not a curated record. NCBI's taxonomy places the organism in Eukaryota, Metazoa, Arthropoda, Insecta, Diptera, Drosophilidae. Gene Ontology annotation, molecular function: protein binding.
UGAGCCAGUUGAGCCAGUUGCGCCGUGGCGAGCGCUUCGUUGGCGGCUCCCGAUCGAAAGGAUUCACGUCCUUGUCGGGAGUCCUGAAAUCGUGACGGGAAAAUAAAUCAAAUAUAUAUAUGAUGGGUUAUUGGCUAUGUGUGGUGCUGGUGCUGCUACUGCCCUCCAGUUACCAACUGGCCACGCCCUCCGGUAACGGUCAGUUGCGACGCCUCUGGCUGCAGGAUCAUUGCAGUGCCGGUAUAUGCACGAACGUGGAGAUCGGUCGCAGUGACUAUGUGAUCCUCUCGCAGGCUCCCAUUCCGGGCACCACGAUGCUCACCUUCAUCAACUCGAGCAUUGCCAAGAUCCCUCAUCUGCUGUUCGACACAUUUCCGGAUCUUCAGAUCCUGCGCAUGGAGAACUGUUCGCUGGAGACGUUCGAGAAGCCGCAGUUUGAGGGGGCCAGCAAUCUGAUGAGCCUGUUCCUGGGACACAAUCGCCUGAGGGAUAUACCCAAGAAUAUCUUCUUGGGGGCCGACAAUCUGGCCACCUUGCAUCUGGAGUCGAAUCAACUGAAACAGUUGGUUAACAACAGUUUUCAUGCCCUAAAGGAGGUGAAGGAGCUAUCUCUGGCCGACAAUCAGCUGGAGCAGCUCUCUCCGGGUGUCUUUGGUGGCAUGCGGAAGUUGCAGGAUCUAAAUCUAGCUGGAAAUCGUUUGGAGGCCCUGCCCCGUGGAAUUUUCGACCGGAACUUGAACCUAACGAAACUGAACUUGGCCUGGAAUCGAUUUACUGCCUUCGAGUCGGAGCUGCUGAAAAUGCAGCCACUUCUGACGCAUCUGGAUAUAUCUGGGAAUAUUCUGCAAGAGCUCACCCUGAACUUCAGCUCCCUGGACGUGGCCGUGGCCCACAGCUGCGACCUGAGGCGACUGACCGUGUAUGGAGUGAUUCGUGAACUGGAUUUGCAUAAUAAUUCGCUGAGGGAAAUGCCGCACAUUCCGCAGGCUGGGAAUGUGAGCAGCUUGGACUUGUCGCACAAUCCGCUGGGCAAUCUCCAGGGGAAUCCCCUGAGAAGAUUCACCUCGCUGCUGCGCUUGAACCUUUCGGCCACCAAUGCCCACGAGCUGCCGGAGGGUGUGUUCAAGAAGCAGGGUCACCUGCAAAUGCUGGACAUAUCCGGGAACUCGAUUUACUCCCUGAAGAUCACCAUCUUUGACAGCCUGAAGGAACUGCAGUAUUUCUACUUUCAGCAGAACAACUGGAACUGCGAUUUCCUGCAGCUCCUGAUGAGCUCCUUUGUGAAGCGCCGGGAUAUAUCCUUCAUGGAGGAUAUCACGGCACCGGAGUUGGUCGAUGACUAUGUGGAUGGCAUUGCCUGUUGGUAUGAGAGCGACAAGCAGUCGAAGAAAUGCGAAUCUGGAGGAUCGGAUGCUGCCAUGGAAUUAUCGGUGGUUCGGAAUGAGAUCAAGACCUUCACCGAAUUGGUGGAGAAGAAGUUCGUCAAGGUUUAUCGGAUGUUGGAGGAGAUGAAAAUGAAACUAUAAAAGGGAAAUAUUUAUCCCACAUAUUAUCUAUCUAUCUAUCAAACCAUAUUUAAUCCCCAUAUUUAACCAAAAUAUUUAAUCAACAUAUGAAUAACCGCAUAUUUAUGUUAUUUGACACACGACAGCAACAAAUGGAUAAUUUUAAGUGAUGAUAAGAACCAAUAAAGCUCUACUGGGAACUCUA